GUAUAGCUAGGUAUGGAAUUCUGUCAUACUCGUUGUCAUGGUUUCACCUGGUGUGGUUCUGAUAAUGUGACGUAGCGGCAGCCUGCUCAGUCUCUUCCAAUUGAUUCGCCGAGUCCCCAGAGUCAAAAUAGCGACAAACAAAUUGUACAUAGCCUAUGAGAAUCUGCACAAAGUACCACAGUAUCACUGAAAGUAUCAUCGUCAUCAGUAGUAAAUGCAUGCACAACAUUUACUAUUUCAUAUAAACUGUUGUUAACUGAGUGGUUCGAAUCCUGAAGGCGGAUUGGCAUAUCAGCCUUCAGGAUAUGCCAAUCGUGGCAUAUGAAAUCAUACACCAGACUAUUUUAACGUUAACCUAUUAUUUUGAGAGUAAAUAUGAGCUGUUGUGUUAAUGCACAGCUCGUGACUGCAUUAGUGCCAAGUAGGCAAUUAUUUGCCCAUGUUUCCUUAAACUUGUUUCGGGUUGGGACGGGAUAUAUCAUCAUGUGACCUCCACAGCAAAAUCGACGACACAAUUCGUCCUUUUCCUUUAUCGGAAUGAGCAGGAAUCAAGACAGGCUCCAGCACACAGCGACUCAAACCGAGACUAACAAAACAACAGCCCAAGUUCAUCGGAUUACUCGAUUGAACAGCCCGUGUUAUGGUCGCCGGCGUUCUUUAAUAGUAACAACUGUAAGAUUGUUCCGAAACUAUUGCAUCGGUGUUUGUGAAUGACGUCGCCCAGCAAGUAAACACUGGACACCGAAACUAUUUAUGGAAUUCCUGUGAACAAUGAGUUGCCGUUGCAGUCAGGGCGGCGGUACGUGGUGAAUCUUCUGGCCGGGUGUUGAGAGGGUUAGUCGACCUGGAGCCACCUGCAGGUGGGGGCCCCAGAGGGGGAGGUGUUGAGGGGGCCAAGCCCAAGCUCACCAGGCCACAGGUUGGGGCUCUUGCCACGGCCCGGGGCCUGGCCAAGGGCAGAGAUGGGAGCAGGCUGGAGGGUGCCCGGGGCGGGGAGCAUGCAGACAACAUGUCCCGCCUCCGUAGCUCCUCCCUGGAGAUAAGAGAGAAGGGGUCGGAGAUCCUACGGGAACAACUGGACGCUGCACAGACGGAGUUGAAGCUGAAGGAUAAGGAAUGUGAGCGCCUGUCUCAGGUCAGAGAUCAGCUGGAGCAGGAGCUGGAGGAGUUGACAGCCAGUCUGUUUGAGGAGGCCCACAGGAUGGUGCGGGAAGCCAAUGUGAAACAAGCAGCAGCCGAGAAACAGCUGAAGGAGGCUCAGGGCAAGAUCGAUGUCCUGCAGGCGGAGGUGACAGCCCUGAAAACCCUGGUCCUCACCUCCACCCCCUCCUCCCCCAACCGCCAGGCCCACCCUCAGCUCCUCUCCCCGGGCACCAGGGCCAAGGGGACCAGCCCCCGCAGUGGAGGGGGUCACACGCGCAACAAGAGCGCCAGCUGGGCCCUCCCACUGCCUCCUGGGGGGAACUUAGACCCGCCCUCUGACUCCAUGCAGCCAGUCAGAGAAGACAAAGAGCCUGCAGUUCCUGCGCUCCUUUCUCUGAUUAUGUGCCUUGUCCCGGGCCACUCUGUCUCUGUGACCUAUGAACCCUACUGGGCAGAGGAGGGGGAGGGGCCACAGUCUCUCUGCCGCCAGAUGGACAACGUGCUAUAUGCUGAGUUCUUGACCUGGAAAGAGAGGCCUAGUCUGGACCGAACGUCAGCCUUCCUUGGGCGCAUUUACAGGGAGGACAUUUGCCCCUGCCUCUCCUUCACACGGUCUGAGCUGUCUCAGUCAGUGCAGAGUGCUGUGGAGAACAACUCCCUAACCAUCGAGCCUGUAUCCAUGUCAGCCGUACCAGUGGUCAAAGCUUCUGCCGUAGAGUGUGGCGGGCCCAAUGGUCUGAGGGCAGCAGUAGAGACGAAGUGUGCUUUGAGCGGCAUGUCCCGGUCUUGUAAGCAUCGCAUCAAACUGGGGGACAAAGAGAACUACUACUACAUCUCUCCUUCUAGCCGAGCCCGGAUCACAGCGGUGUGUAAUUUCUUCACCUACAUCCGCUACAUACAGCAGGGCUUGGUGAGACAUGAUGCGGAGCAGAUGUUCUGGGAGGUGAUGCGUUUACGUCGGGAGAUGGCGGUGGUCAAGCUGGGCUUCUACCUCAACGACACCGACCAGGGAUAGAAGACGGUUGGGAGAGCCGGUCACCCGGGCCGUGUCUGUUUGGGUGCAAUGUGGGAAAACCGUUCUGCUGCCCAGUGGACAUGGCCCCGGGCUAGAAGACCGGAGAUCGCCAGUACCCUUUUACACAGCACUGCCACUGACCCAAGCCCAACUGGCCUGGUUCUGCUCGCGUCAGUCGCAGCAAAGGUCGUCAGGAGGAUGUGAGGGAAACCGAAACGGGUUGAUUGAUUUGAGGUGGGAAGAAGUUUCAGGUGUAACUGACAAGGGAAGAUGAUGUUGCAGUGAUGCCACUAGUUUUGCCGUAAGAAACAUGGCCUUUGUGAACCGACGUGGUCUGUGGUGAAUAUAGCUCGGCUAAGAGCGGUUCUCCGUCACAAUGCUCUGUGGAGUACCUGGAUACAGCACUUAGCCCUGGUGUAUUAGAAAUGUACCAAAAACCUCAGCAAUAACGUUUUGCCAUUAUUAACCGGUUACGAAUGCAAAUGUGAUGUCUCGUGUAUACCAGGGCUGUCAGACGAUCAGCAUUGAGUCUUCAAACCUCCCAGUUUAUAGUAUAAAUAAUGAACUGGCUAUUUUGGGUAUAGAAUGCUGAUUGGCUGAAAGCCGUUUCGUCUCAGACCACAUGCCACACCCCCUAAACUUUUUUACCUAAGUACUGUAUAUUGUCAAAGAUCCAGACACUCUACGAUAGACUUUCAGUUUGAAAUGUAUGUCUGACAAGUGGGUACGAAGCUGACUGGCACAGAAUGAAACUACAGCCUAUUCAUGUGUCGCGCUGCUUCACGUCUUCCAUAGAAACACUCCGUAAAGGGCUUGCAGUCCUCAGAGAUGUGCGCGCAUGACUUCCAGGUACUCCCACAAGUCUCUAAAGGUGGGAUCAAAGGACAACGCUGCUCAUUUCACACGGGACCGGACGCUCCUGUGCCGUAGCACUCCUACGCCUCCUCACUUCAGCGUACGAGGCUACUUAUGAUUUCACCGUGACGCUGAUAGAUACUCAUUCCACUACAUCGUGAAUGCUCUGCGUGAUGUUUACAGGUGAUCCACCGAUAGUUAAAAUAGGUUUAGGGGAUGACCCGGAUUCAAUAUGCCGUAUUUUUGAUUGUGGAUAAGAAAUAAAAAAGCGGUGUUUGAGCUUGUUCCUGACAAGCAUGAACAUGUCAUUUGUUAAUUAAAUGCAACGGAAAGAUAAACCAACCACAGAUGAAGCAAUAAGUCGUUUGUCAUCGUUCUUGACACUCCAUGUUCAUUGACAGCUUUGAACUGAUGUCGUAGUCGGGAGACCGAAGAGCUUGAAAAGUGAUCGUAUUAUUAUGCACUUCCUGAUAGUUGUAGUUACAUUCCUGUAGAAAACAUAAUUGAAUAUGCCCCCUUCUGUUCUUUUGUAUAAUUAUGUACUUGAAAGCCAUAUAUGACCGACAAAGGUUUAGCUUUGCAUGGAUACAAAGUGCAUAGCCAUAGGCUGAAGCAGUGUUCCCCAAUCUUAGUCCUCUGGAGACCAAGGGCUGCUCGUUUUAUCUUUUUCCCCACCAGUCACACUUGACUCAAAUGUUGGCCUACCACUUACACACUUGAUUGAUGUAAUCAACCUACCAUCGACACUUUAAUUUCAAUCAGGUGUGUGAAUGCUAGGGCAAAAACAGAAAUGUGUACCCCUUUAGUUCCCUGGGACCAGGAUUGGGAAACACUGGGUUAAAGUACAGUAUUGUGUCUUUAACCCAAUACUGCAGAACGCAGUAAUGUAUUGUAACAGCCAUAACAUGCAUGAAAACAAGCCUUUUGUAAUUGAACAAUGUCUAUGUUGAGUUGCAAUAAUGGGGCCCUGUAAUGGGGCACAGAAUCAUUGCCCUCAUCUUAGAACCUCCUUUAUGACUCUACUCUCUAUUGGUUACAGUCACACUCUGUCUGUAGGUGGAUAGUAAAUUAAAAGUGACCACAACUGAA
Molecule: messenger RNA, 4102 nt
Organism: Esox lucius (northern pike)
Lineage: Eukaryota; Metazoa; Chordata; Actinopteri; Esociformes; Esocidae
Gene: rab3il1
Product: RAB3A interacting protein (rabin3)-like 1
Exons: 12
Coding region: 1010-2158 (382 amino acids)
Biological process (GO): exocytosis
Cellular component (GO): Golgi to plasma membrane transport vesicle
Molecular function (GO): guanyl-nucleotide exchange factor activity
Source: RefSeq, a predicted model, not a curated record